This is a messenger RNA of Vanrija pseudolonga, 1116 nucleotides long. RefSeq names its product Protein priA. NCBI's taxonomy places the organism in Eukaryota, Fungi, Basidiomycota, Tremellomycetes, Trichosporonales, Trichosporonaceae. The transcript has 3 exons. The coding region runs from base 67 to 1116 and encodes 349 amino acids. The record is from RefSeq and is a predicted model, not a curated record.
CCCCCCUCCCCUUCGACUCUCAAACCCUCAAGAACACCGCCCUCACCCCCACCACACCGCGGAGCAAUGAAGUCGCUCCUCCUCCUCCUCGCCGCCAUCGGUCUCCUCAGCGGCGCCACCGCCGUCUUCGUCGAGUGUGCCGCCGUCGGCGGUCUCGUCGGUGGCCUGCUCACCGGUGUGCUGGGCACUGUCAACACCCUCGUCCAGCAGCUGCUCACCGGCAACGACUGUAUCGCCACCUGCCAAAACAGCCCUCAGUACAACUUUGCCAUCUUCGCCAAGGGUCUCUCGCUUGACCUCAAGACGUAUGACCAGACCCAGCUGCUGGGUACCUGCUGGUGCAGCUCGACUGGUGUCUCGCCCAACGCUGUCAUUGCUGGUUCCGACUCGCAGGGAACCUGCACUACCACUGUUGUCAACCUCAUCGGCACACGCGUCGACUACAUUCGCGGCGGAAGCACCGUCACCUUUGGCGGCUGCAGCAAGGACACUGGCUUCCCUGCCAGCGACAACACGCAGUUCUCAGUCAGCACCGCCGACCAGUGCUUCAAAUCGGCGCAGUGCCAGAACAAGAAGUACAUUUCGAUUCGUGCCAGCGGCGUCAACCAGCUCCUGUCUCUCCUCAACCUCCUCAACAUCCUCCUCGGCCGCACUGGUGGACAGUACGACUGUGCCUGCUCCAACACUGCCCCCUCAGGAGCCACGGCGAUCUGCGGCGACGAGACUGGCUCUACUCCCAGCGGGCUCCUCUCUGUCGCGAAGACGUACGCCUUCUCCAACUAUGCUCAGGUGAUUGCCUCGGGCGCCGUUCGUCGUCGCUAUGCCGAGCAGAUGCGCCUGGCUGAGGAGGCGGCGCGCGACGCCUACUGCCCAUUGGGCAAGUCUGCGUGCCGCGUCCCCGGCUCGUCCGACUACGAGUGCAUCGACACCAACUCGGAGCUCGAGUCGUGCGGCGGCUGCGCGUACGGUGCCUAUGGCAGCAACUCGACCUACACCGGCACCGACUGCACUGCCCUCCCCGGCGUCCUCCCGGGCGCAACCUCGUGCUGGCACGGCUCCUGUGUUGUCACUCGCUGCCGACGUGGCUUCACUCUUGUCGACGGUGCCUGCAUCUAA